GACAGUGACUGAGUGUCUUUUAUGUGGUGACUGAUGAGCGUGCUGAUUGAGUGCAGGUGCAUGUGAUCAGUUCUCUGGUGAGGGAGUGUGCUGUGAUUGGACGGUGUUGGAGCCUGGCGUGACACUGUGCUGGUUCGUCGUCAUAUUUUCCCUUGUGUGUGUUUCCCUCAAGUCAAGAAGUCCAGUCUAGUCUUGUUUUCCCCUUUGGGGUAGUUUUCGUUGUUUUGUUUUAUUUUUAUUAUUAAUAAAAGCCCAUUAUUUCUUCUGAAAUUGGGUCCUCACUGCUUCCAUCACCCCACAAACCUGACAUCAUUAAUGCUAAAAUUAAAGUUCCCCUUUUAUGCUAUUUUAAAGGUUCCUAUUUUUGUUUAGGUCUCCUAAAACAGGUUUACAUGCAACAAAGGUCAAAAAACACUUUGAUUUUCUCAUAAUAUCACAUCACAUUUUUCAAUUUUUAAGUUAGUCAUACCGGUUUGAAACAAAAUCAGACUAAAUGAUCGAUCAUUUUGGGGUGAACUAAGUUUGUGUCACAGAACAGAUUGUGUGUUUCUUCUUUUUUGUCUGACCUUUAGAAAAUGAAUGUGAAUCAUGUUUGUGUUUUAUAGUGUGGAUCAUUGUGGAGAGUUCAGAAGUACAGCAGAACUACAUAAAUAUGCCUGUGAUCUCAGACUGGAUCCAAACACAGUAAACACUCGUCUCAUUCUGUCUGAGGAGAACAGGAAGAUCACAUAUGUGGAAGAUCAUCAGCCAUAUCCUGAUCAUCCAGAGAGAUUUGAUGUUAUUCCUCAGGUUCUGUGUGGAGAGUGUCUGACUGGACGCUGUUACUGGGAGGCUGAAUGGAGUGAAGAUGUUAAAAUAUCAGUGACAUAUAAAGGAAUCAGCAGGAAAGGACGGAGUGACUGUGUGUUUGGAUUCAAUGACAAAUCCUGGAAUCUGGACUGCUUUGAUGAUGGAUUCACUGUCUGGCACAAUAAGAACUUCACUAAGAUACCUGCGAUCCAUUCAUCCUCUAAGAGAGUAGGAGUGUAUGUGGACGUGUCGGCUGGCACUCUGUCCUUCUACAGCAUCUCUGACACACACACACUCACACACUUACACACAUUCAACACCACAUUCACUGAACCCCUCUAUGCUGGAUUUACAGUUCAUGAUAAUUCCUCAGUGUCUCUGUGUGACAUUAAACAACCUCGUGUGAGAAUCAACAGUGAUACACACACAACCGGGGUCUCUGACUCCAAACCUUCUGGGCUCAAUAUUCACCCACUGCUGAACUGUCAGUCUUGUGUCCAUAUAGCUGAUUCUGAUCAGUGGGUUCAGAUUGAGCCGUCGGCCUGUACAGAUGAAGGAGGGUCAAAGUUCAGGGUCAGCACUGACCCAGGCCGUUACGAGUGUGUCAGGACCAGAAUGCGAUGGGUCUGUGACUGUGACGUCACCCUUCAGUACUGUACCGUAGACGGACACUUCUUCAACACAGAGCUGGAGAGGCUGCAGUGCAACCGGAUCGGUCCAGUGAUUGACGUGAUGGUGAUCUCAGGGAAACUGGAGGAAGUUCAUCUGCCCCAUUACGCCUGUUUAGGAGAGUCUGACCCCUCUCUCAAAGAUGCUGUGAAAGUCCUCACCGUAAAAGAAGAGGGAACAACCACAGAACCUGUGCAAUUGACCCGAUUCCAUGCUAAGAUUCUCCAACCAUCCUUCUCUCCCAAAACACCCUUUAUUUGGAAAAGUUGGAAAAAGCGAGUGAAUUAUCACUGCGAUCUUCUUCUCUACAUGCGUUCUAAAGUUCCUCUCAUUCUACAUGUCUACUUUUUUCCAUUUGAUGAUUGUGCAAAAGAAAAAGUUGAGAAGGAUGAAAAGUCAAGUUGUCCAAUCCCACAUCCCAAACCUGGCAGGGCAUUUCGGAUGAAAACACCACACAUUCUUGACGUUCCUGGUGCCUUGACUAUCCAUCCCAAAGAAGGGAUCACACUUGGAUUAAAAACUCCACCAAACUACUUCAAGGUUACGACACGUCUGGAGAAUGAUCUUCAAAUGACUCUUAUCAGAGAAGAGAAUAAGGAGGAGGUCUGGACUGCAACAAUUUUGAAAGAUGAACUUGAUCAGAUUCAUCCUAAGAGAGACGAGCCGCGUCUGAAUAGUGAUGCAGAAGUGAUUCAGCGAAGGAUGAUUCCGUCUGUUAAAGAGCUGCUUGAAAAAUCACUGAAUGAACUACGAAAAGAUGAUCGGAAGAAAUUUCAGUGGCACUUGAAGAAUCAUGACCGUAUUUCAGCUUCUGAAAUGGAGAACGCAGAUAUGUUGGAUACAGUGGACACGAUGGUGGCGUGUUUUGGACCAGAAGAAGCUGUGAAGAUCGCAGUGAACAUCCUGAGGAAGAUGAACCAGAACCUUCUGGCUGAACAGUUGGAAAACAAGGAACAUGGAAGCUCAGACUGAGGGCGAUGUGAAGGCUUCUUCCACUUUUAAAGCUGAUUCAAAACAGAUUGAGAGUAAAUAAUGAUCACUGUCUGUACAGUGAAAUACAUAUUUACCCCAUAAUCAUAUUCAAGUCAUGAACUUAAUCUCAUGUAGGUCAAAGAACUUAGGCAGUAUGGAGGCAAAUUUCUGCCCUGCAUGCAUUGACCAUCUGCAACUCACAGUUUAAUGUGUUCUGGCCAUUCAUUUACAUGACAACAGCGAUUUGGUGACCUGAGAAUGCAAGUUUAGUAAAUUACUGGUCAUCCAGUUUUUAUAUCAGCUAUGCAUUCCUUUAAUGUUGUGAAUUGGUAAGUUUAGUCUGGGCACAAAGCUGGUGAAUUGCUGAUGUAUAUUUUCUCUACAUAAAGAAAUGUAAUGUUUUGUAAAGCUUUACUAAAAAGGAUAGUUGUUGCAAAUAGACCCCUUAAAAGUUUGUAAACAUUGCAACGUUUCCUGGUGGGCGGGGCUUAGCUGGAGGCAAAAAGAGGCGCUGGACUCAAUGUUGA
Messenger RNA from Megalobrama amblycephala (Wuchang bream), 2957 nucleotides. RefSeq lists its product as uncharacterized. The record is from RefSeq and is a predicted model, not a curated record. The coding region runs from base 589 to 2430 and encodes 613 amino acids. NCBI's taxonomy places the organism in Eukaryota, Metazoa, Chordata, Actinopteri, Cypriniformes, Xenocyprididae. The transcript is spliced from 5 exons. Gene Ontology annotation, molecular function: protein binding.